This is a messenger RNA of Candidula unifasciata, 950 nucleotides long. The record is from the annotation of a GenBank genome assembly. Lineage: Eukaryota; Metazoa; Mollusca; Gastropoda; Stylommatophora; Geomitridae.
GUUACUUUCAAAUGCCAUACGAUGUAAUCAGACAUGACAUGGAGAGAAUGUUCAGAAAGACAUGUGAUCAAAUCAGCGACAGUAUGAAAUCUUGUAUACAAAGCGUACACAAAGAUCAUGCUGGUGUGCAGCCAUCCAGGUCUGCCGGCUUACAUCCUUCAGAGAAAGACCCUUCUAUAGGGAGGCACUUGGAUGAUAAGGCAGAGAUUGAGAGACUCACGAAGCAAGUCGGCAACUACAAGAUGAUUAUACAGCAGCAAGAAGAUAUGAUACAGAACUCUUUGACGUCACGUUCCCAAACCAAGGACAAGUCAUUGCUUCACGAGUCUCUGCUGCUACGAGAGAAGGACAGUUUCUCAGAGCAGAGAAAGUUCUUCACUGAAGAGAAAGCUAUUUUUGAGAAGGAAAGAAAAGCUUUAAAAGAGGCUGUAGCUUGUUUAAGCAAAGAAAAGCAGUUACUCCAGGAUGAGAGAGCCAAGUUGAUCAAGCAGCAGUUACUCAACAUGCGCCCUUACAAGCACAGCCAGCACAGAAGAAUCAAAGAUGGGCUGUCAGGCCGUUUGCUACCAGCAACUCCAGUUUUCUCUCCUGCAAAAACAACUGGCAGAGUUUUUUCUUCAGAAACACACAGCAGUGGAGAAAUGUACCAAACUGAUGGACUCUCUCAGCAGCAUAUAGGCAUAUUAGGCAUAAAUUUGCCUAGAAAAACCACACAACAGCCAGGGGCUGUUGGGGUUGGUUCUGCUACGUCCUGUAAAUUUUACGCAACUAACCUAAUGCCACACAGCUUGGAUUAUAAAAAGAAGAAGUUGCUAAUUUAUUAUGAUUUCAUAUUGCCUUAUUUUAAUUUGUCUGCUGCAUUCCUGUUACAAUUGCUAGCUAUUAGUUUGAUUGCCAUUUCAAGGUUGUCUACUGAUGAGAAACAUUUACAUUGCAUGCCAUUAGUUUAA